CGCCAUUGGUGGGACCCGCUGUUGGUGACGUAGACGGUAGAAACGAGGAAGUUUUGACGGUCUAAACGGAAAAACAACAACAACAACGUCGCCGUCGGUAACUGCCUAGUGUCAGCGCCGGAGGGACGUCACCGGACUCCGAGGGCAGCAUGUUUCGUAGUCUGGGCACAUGGCUGGGCUUGGACCCCGAGUCAGACUCACAGUCUCCGGGGGAGAAGAGUCAGCAGACACCGAGCACAGAGGAAGAGGGAUCCGCAGCUACCGAGCAGGGGGAGCGCGAAGAACCUGGCGAGACGUCACCUGAGGAGACGGAUGAUGUGCUGCUCAGACAGGCCAAGGGCUUAGGCAAUUAUCUCUUUAACAUGGCUUCAGUCGCAACGAAAAAGAUCUCCGAAUCGGUUACUGAAACUGCUCACACCAUCAAGAAGUCUGUUGAAGAUGGAAAAAUUGAUGGCAUCAUUGACAAGACCAUCAUCGGUGACUUCCAGAAAGAACAGGAAAAGUUUGUACAGGAGAAGACAAAUAAAAAGACAGAAGCUGCCGUUCCGCCUUGGGUUGGCUACAGUGAGGAAGAAACAAUUCAACAGCAGAUCCUGGCCUUGUCAGCAGACAGAAGAAACUUCCUUAGAGACCCUCCUGCCGGUGUCCAUUUUAAUUUUGACUUUGAGCAGAUGUACCCUGUUGCCCUUGUGAUGCUUCAGGAAGACGAACUGCUGAAUCGUAUGAGAUUUGAUCUGGUUCCAAAACUUGUAAAAGAAGAGGUAUUUUGGAGGAAUUAUUUCUAUCGGGUGUCUCUGAUAAAGCAGUCUGCACAGCUGACUGCACUGGCUGCCCAGCAGGCUACUGGAAAGUCUGAUAAGACAAACGGCAAGCAAAGUGAUGCUGACUUAGAAGAAACUGUAAGACCAAAGACUCCACCAGUAGCUAUCAAGUCUCCACAUAAAACUCAGGAGGAAGAAGAGGAGAUUUCUACCAGUCCUGAAGUUUCAGAAUUUGUAAGUGAAGCUUUUGACUCUUGUAACAUAAAUCAGGAAGACCUGAGAAAAGAAAUGGAACAAUUUGUUCUGGACAAAAAAGAUGAACUCGACACUGCAGAAGAGGAAUCAGAAGACUGGAUAAAGGAAUUGCAGCAAGUGGUUCAGGAAUAUGAAGUAGUCUCUAGCACAGAUAAAAUGAAGGAUGAGAACUGGGACAAGGAGAUUGAGGAACUUCUCCAAGACAAUUAACUGUUUCUUUUCUCUGUGGUUUCCUGGAAAGCUACUUUGCUGAAAUAUAACAUUAGCCAUUCCUGCAUAAUGCAAACUACUCCUGACUCUGUGAAAUGAUGUUUGGGAUUUUUGUGGGGUUUCUGUGAUACACUCUGAGGAUUGCAGUUGAACUUUUCAAUAUGCCAGCUGGAAAAGUAAUGCAAUUCACAUGGACCUAUGGGAAAUCUCUUCCGUUAUGACCUUUUCUGAUAUGGUUUUAUUAUCUAAAACUAUUUUAUAAGUGAUCCUUUAAUGACUUGAGCAAUGAUUUUAACUUGGGGCAUACCGGUUUUCAAUUUACAGAUAUUUUUUUUUUAAACUAAAAUUUAGUUCACUUUAAAUAAAGGUUAGCCCUGAAAUCUAUACCGUGUUUACCGCUUUAUAAGAUAGCAGUGUGUCUUAUAAAGCGAAACUAGUGAGCAGGAGGUGUGGAGAGCGGUCAGUGUACUAAUCGCUCCCUGGUAUUCCUUCAGGCGCUGCACUAGCCUUACUGUGUACAGGGUUAGGACACACGCACACUAUGGCCUAAUGUUGUAUGCAGCCUUGAAUGCAGGAUAGACCGCCGGAUCUGCAUAGUGGCGGCGGAGCAGGAGAGGUAAGUUAAUUAUUUAUUUUUUUAUCUCUGAUGUGGAUCUGAUCUGAGGAAAAAAUUUUUCUUUUUAUUUUCUAAAACCUUUCAAUAAUUCUCUGAUGCCAAAUAAUAGGUUAUAUGUACUUUGGCCAUAUUGGCAAUUACAGCAGACACUUCAGAAAGGACUACUGGUGUGUAUCCCUAUCUGACACCAGCCCUUGACUACUAAUAACUUAUGAAGAUGUGGAUUUUUGGCCAGUCGUAGCCUGAACAUAUUUGAGCUGGUGCUUGCCAAAGAGUGCUAGGGAAAAUUAUUAAUUUGGAAGUUUGAUAAAAAAAUUAUUCAUGUUAGAUUUUCUGUUUUACUUAAAUUUAGUUCUCAUUGACCCCAUCUUGCUAUUGAUGCCUUUAUAGCAUAACACAAAGAGAAUGUGUCAUCAGAAAAACUACCCAUUCUUCAAAUUUAACUUUUUAUGUGAAACAUUAUUAUUUUUAUUUUUUUUCCAGGUCAAUAUCUAGACCAAAAAAUAAUAAAACCUUGCAGUUUUUGUGCUGGCCUCUAAGCCUAAUAAUAUGCAGAUGCUUCCUCUUCUUUAGAGACGACGAUUUCAGCAGUCUUCUCAUCACAGGCAGGAUUACAAUGAAAGAUAACACCUCUGUAUAGAUAACACAGGAUCCACCACUUACAAUAGGUGUUGUCUACUCCUCCCUCCCUGCACAAUGACAGGACAUGCCUCUAAAACCCUACCAUGGAAGUCAAUGAGAACACUGAACAUUGUUGUAUCUGUGGACCUGUUGCUGCUGUCAAAAAUAUUUCUAAAUUCUCUUAAUAUCUCAAACAAGAAAGGCUGCCUCUAUAAUAUUGCAUAGAAAAUAGAGUAAAAAUAAAUCUAUAAUCAAAUAAAAACAGAUUUCACAAUCUGCUGUUAAUUGGCAGAGAAAAAAUUGUGACACGUUUCCAGGUUUAGAAAAGAGGAUCUACUCUGUCCUCCAGAAAUAGUGCUCCAUCCGACCAUGAGCAGAUUUUGCAAUUCAUCUUCAUUCGCUGGAGUUUGAAUGGGCUGCAAUACCAGACACACCUCAUGGACAUAUCUGUUGCUGGAGAGAAGAAGAUCCCCUUAUAAUUUUAGAUGUUAUAGUUUCAUGUUUCUGCAAAAUGUUAUUUAUCCAUCCUUGAAUUGAUGUAAUAGGAAUUGGUGCCUUGCACCAGUAGCACCAUGCUAAUAUUUGUAUUCUGUAUAUAACUUUAUUUUAUUGACCAGUUCCUCUUGAAACUGACUAAAUCGUAGAUUGUAUAAUGAACUUAAUGGUUAUUAAAAACAACCAACACAUUUAA
Messenger RNA from Bufo gargarizans (Asiatic toad), 3154 nucleotides. It is a transcript of the gene SYAP1, whose product is annotated as synapse associated protein 1. The coding region runs from base 150 to 1226 and encodes 358 amino acids. The record is from RefSeq and is a predicted model, not a curated record. NCBI's taxonomy places the organism in Eukaryota, Metazoa, Chordata, Amphibia, Anura, Bufonidae. The transcript is spliced from 9 exons. Gene Ontology annotation, cellular component: cytoplasm; synapse.